Molecule: messenger RNA, 902 nt
Organism: Didymella exigua CBS 183.55
Lineage: Eukaryota; Fungi; Ascomycota; Dothideomycetes; Pleosporales; Didymellaceae
Exons: 1
Coding region: 371-622 (83 amino acids)
Source: RefSeq, a predicted model, not a curated record
UAUGAAUGGGUAGCAAUGGGUGCGGUGCAGCGGUGCAGCGGUGCAGCGGUGGAAAGCGAGCGUGAAAGUGGUCAACUAAGGCUGCGUGUCAGCGGCCGCGUAGAGUCGAUGGUCAAUCAUCAAUCGUGCGUGGUGGCAGCAGCAGCAGCAGCAGCAGCAAUGGCCAGGCAGCUGGAGGCCAAGGCGAGAGGUCAACGCAAGAGGUCAACGAGGCAAUGUCGAUCAACACGGUUGCGCUAGCACGCCGGCGACAGGACAGCUGGAUGGCUCGCAGCAACAGUUGAACAGCCGCUGAGAGUCGCAGCGCUGCCAGAGGCUUCGCACGUCUCGCUCGCCCUCGCAGCGUCUCACACUGCCAUCGCCAGCCCGAAUGUGGCGGCUCGCGUCCAGCGUGUUCCCGCUCGGCUGGAGCCCGGGGGUAGGGGUGCGACAGAGCCGCGAACGGUACUCACCAGUCACAGGCGCGGGUAGCAGCCUCUUCCGAGUCUUCUCUGCAACAGAGACUGGCGACAACGAACGACAACCUUCGCGGGCGAGCUGCGGCGGGUGCGGCGCGGAGAGGGAGGAGGGCGGCGGGCGAGCACGGGCGUACAAAGGAAGUGCUGCUGCUGCGGGAUGGUAGGGGUUGACCACUUUUGACCACUCGCAAAACUCGCGAGAUGAUCUACCGAUUGCAAUAAAAUCGAGCCGCACAGAGGCUAGCGCGCCCGGGUGGCUACGAGCGAGUCGGUGGUCCUGGGCGUUGCUAUGCUCCGCCGUGCUCCGCUAUGCUGCCGCAGCCAUGUAGACACCGCUGCGCGUAUGCAGCGAGACGCAAGCAGCGAGACGUAGGGGAGAGCGCUGCAGUGCCCGCGACCAACGACCAAGCACGCCGGCAGCGCGGGGGCAACCCUCGCCGGCCG